Grus americana (Whooping crane) is the source of this 2096-nucleotide messenger RNA. RefSeq names its product CD4 molecule (gene CD4). Gene Ontology annotation, cellular component: external side of plasma membrane; membrane raft. Bases 300 to 1745 code for a protein of 481 amino acids. NCBI's taxonomy places the organism in Eukaryota, Metazoa, Chordata, Aves, Gruiformes, Gruidae. The record is from RefSeq and is a predicted model, not a curated record. The transcript has 10 exons. Gene Ontology annotation, biological process: T cell activation; interleukin-15-mediated signaling pathway; positive regulation of ERK1 and ERK2 cascade. Gene Ontology annotation, molecular function: MHC class II protein binding; protein tyrosine kinase binding.
ACACUCAUUCUCCCCAGGUGCCGUAAUACAUCGCCUUCCGUUAUGGUCUCCAUUUCUGUUCACACUCAGAGUUGAAAUCAACUGACGGUCUGGCUGGAGAGGAGGAGACAUCAAGGCCAACGUCUGUUGAGCUGCUUUCUGAACAUCGACUUCGUUCUUUUGUUUCAGCUGUAGCUGGGUGAGAUCAAUUACGGCAGGUGACAAACACAAGGAGACAGAAACACAGAGGCAGAGAAGAAGGAAAAGAGGCAGCAUUUCCAUCCCUGCGGUCUGCAGCAGGGAGGAGCGUUCCCACAGCGAUGGAAUUAUGUGGCACAGUGGUGAGCAACAUGCUUGCUGUCGUCUUGGUUCUGCAUCUGGGUCUGAUCCCCAUUAUGGCUCAGCAAAAUGAACUGCAGAUUGGGGUUGCAGGACAGGCAGUGAUCCUGAACUGCAGAGGCAUACCUCAUCACACAUAUGUGACCUGGAAGUACUACAAGGCUGUUAUAAGGUUGUUUAGAGGUACUCAUUUGAAAGGCAAAGCCACCAUGACUGAUCGAUCUGAAAUCAACCCCAACACUAAACACCUGAAGGUGUUGGACCUAAGGCUCUCCGAUGCUGGCAUCUACACCUGUGAAUAUGACUCUCACACAGUCAGUAUCUCACUGCAUGUCUUUAAAUUGACGAUCUCUUCAGAUGGGCACUUCCUGCCAAAUGAAGUCCCUGAGCUGACUGUAAUGCAAAAUUCAUCUCAUCCUUUACCCGAUCUCAAAAUCACAUUGUUUAACAGUAGUAAUAACAUAGUAAGACCAAAAGUCUCACAAGACAAGACCCAUGAAAAAUACAAAGUGAUGUUAAAGCAACUGGAGACUACGGACAGCGGGACCUGGAUAUGUCAUGUUCAUUCAGACUCUCCAUUGAUUAAUCAGAACAUCUCCUUUGAUGUAAAGGUAUUAGGUUUUCAGCAUCCAGCCUUGGAAAGAAAGUAUGCGACUGUUAAUAGCACUGUCAUCUUGUCAUGGCAGCUGAACUUCCAGCAGAUAAAAUGGAAGGAAGGUUUCACAGGACAGCUGAAUUGGAAACAACAGGGAAGUGCAACCGCUUAUGAGCUACUUGAUUUCAAUGUCACAGCACGGGGAGAGCAGCAUGAGACCAAAAAAAGCAGGCACUUUCAGUUUGAGAUACCUGAAAGCAAACCUAAAAGCACCAUAGCAAUGAACCUCCCCAAAGUCCGUUUCGACCACUCUGGUCAGUACCAGUGUCAACUGGCGUACAAUGGAAAAUAUGUGCAGAGCAAGACAGAGCUGGUGGUGAUGAAAGUCUCAGCUAACCCUGUUGGGCCACUCCCCAGAGGGGCCGAGAUGACCCUGAUUUGCCAGGUCUCUAGUCCACUCCCAUCCAACGCCCACUUGUGCUGGGAACGUGUGAAUGGGACUCAGAUGGACGUCAAGAAGUCAAAGCAGCAUGAAGCAAAGCUGGAGGUGAAUGUUAGUUCUGCAGGGCUGUGGAACUGUCACCUCAUAGAAGACAAUGACAGGAAGAUCAGCCUUAAUUACCCCGUGGAGGAAGCUCCUGUUUGGACUAGCUAUGUGGUAAUUGGAGCAAUUAUUGGAGGCAGUGUGUUGGUGUUUGGCCUUGCAUGCCUGUGCAUCAUCAAUGGUAUAAGUUGGCAGCGGAGAAGGCAACGGGCAAAAAGAAUGGCACAAGCAAGACAAUACUUGCUGGAAAACAAGACAUGUCAGUGUCAACACCGGCUGAAUAAGUAGUAUUGCAGCACUGGAGUCAGAAGGACUGAUGAAGUCUCUGCCUGUACCUAAACACCUGCCAGCUCAUAGUGCUCUGUGAAUCCAUCUCCCUUUCUCCUGUUUUGAUGUAAUUCUUUAUUCCUUCAUCAUUCUCCCAGUCUAAUGCUAUGGAGGGAUGUUGUCUGGCUAGGAGCAGAUGGACAAGACAAGAAACCUUAUGAUUAAGCCUCAGUUCUGUAAUGAGAGACACUGAAUAGAAGAUAUAUAUACAUAUAUAUAUGUGCUUGUAUUUUGCCCAUGUACUUAAUUUGACCUUCUUGUGGAACCAAUUUUAUAUGCUUCUUUUAUCUGCCUGAGCUACAAUAAAUUACA